UAUAUAUAUCACAAUCAAAGAACCAGCUAGUAAGUAUUCAACCAAAACUCAAAUAAAAAGAAUCUAACAAUUAUUGGACUUACUCUUUUUUUGAGUAUCUUACUGUUAAGAGGAAUCAGAUGGUCUGGUUUCCAACUUAAAUUGGCAACUUUAUGCCACUAUAAAAAGCUCUAAUCAACCUCCCAACACCACACAACAAAACCCUAAACCCCCAUCAAUGGCUAAGCUCCUUGACAACUGCUUUCACUUUAUCAGACGAUCAUAUUCAGUUGCGGCAGAGAAUAUGAGGAUGCAACCACCACCAGCAGCAAUGAGAAAGGUUGGGGAUUUGGGUGCAGGCUUUACGGCAAAGUCGGAGGAGAUAUACUGGAUGAAAGACCCCAAGACUGGAAAUUGGGUUCCAGAGAGUCAUUUUGAUGAAGUUGAUGUUGCAGAACUCAGAGACAAGCUUCUUCCCAAGAAGGUGAAACGCUGA
Tripterygium wilfordii is the source of this 475-nucleotide messenger RNA. RefSeq lists its product as uncharacterized. The coding region runs from base 218 to 475 and encodes 85 amino acids. Lineage: Eukaryota; Viridiplantae; Streptophyta; Magnoliopsida; Celastrales; Celastraceae. The record is from RefSeq and is a predicted model, not a curated record. The transcript has 2 exons.